Lodderomyces elongisporus is the source of this 567-nucleotide messenger RNA. Its product is annotated as chaperone. The transcript has a single exon. Bases 1 to 567 code for a protein of 188 amino acids. Gene Ontology annotation, biological process: protein folding in endoplasmic reticulum. Gene Ontology annotation, cellular component: EMC complex. NCBI's taxonomy places the organism in Eukaryota, Fungi, Ascomycota, Pichiomycetes, Serinales, Debaryomycetaceae. The record is from RefSeq and is a predicted model, not a curated record.
AUGAAGAGAUUUGAGGAGAUUUUGAAUCCACAAAUUGUUCCUAAUAACAAAAUAAGGAAAACCAACGAAUCCAUAGCUUCACCAUCAGGGUUUACAUUGGUAACCGCAUCCGCAUCCGCAAGUGCAAGUGCAAGUGCAACAACAACUAAAAUUACUUCCGCAGCCAAUCCAAAAUCUACUAAAUCGAAUGCUGAAGUUGAGCUGCUCAAGUCCAAGAAAAUCUGGGAGGUGGCCAUUGCACCGGCCAAAUCUAUACCUAUGAAUUUAUUCAUGAGUUAUAUGACUGGUAACUCAUUACAAAUCAUCCCAAUGUCGAUGACAUUGAUGUUAUUAUGGAACCCUAUCAAAGCUAUUUUCAAUGACACAAACAUUAGCUUUUCAAAAUUAGAGACCAAAAGCAACCGAGGGCAAAUCACUUUGGCUAAACUUGUGUUUAUUCUAUUUCAAGUAUUGAAUAUGGGUGUUGGAGUGUAUAAGCUAUAUAAAAUGGGACUUAUACCGCACACGGAAGCAGACUGGUUAGCCUGGAAAGAGUAUGCACCACCUCUUGAGCGGGUAUAUAUAUGA